GUCUCCUGGCGCUGCUGGGGCUGUCGGUGUACACGGCCGGCACGCUGAGCUUCCUGGGGCAGGCCCGCACCGCCUGGCGCUUCUCCUGGUCCUACAUCCUGGGCUGGGUCGCCGUUGUCCUCACCAGCUCGGCAGGGAGUGGCACCC
Messenger RNA from Eurypyga helias (sunbittern), 147 nucleotides. It is a transcript of the gene LIM2, whose product is annotated as lens intrinsic membrane protein 2, 19kDa. NCBI's taxonomy places the organism in Eukaryota, Metazoa, Chordata, Aves, Eurypygiformes, Eurypygidae. Gene Ontology annotation, cellular component: membrane. The record is from RefSeq and is a predicted model, not a curated record. The annotation marks the transcript as partial. The transcript has a single exon.